AUGUUCCCGUUCAAAGAGGAGCGCAGUCGGAACAAGGAGCGCCUGGAGUCCAGCCUGGCCGCGCUGUGUGAGCUGGAGCUGCUCAAACAGAGGCAGGAGAGCCGGGUCCUCAGCGCACUCUGCCUGGGGGACAGCGGGGGAAUGAGCCCUGGACGCGCGGCGUGCUGGAGCGCCCUGUGUGGAAGUGGUAGUGCUGCUGGGGCUGGUUUUGGCAAGGACGCGCGGAUGGAUCAAGACGAUGGAUCCGGGAUGCGCAUAAGCAGCUUGCAGUGCACACCAUGGGGUAUAAUGGCGUCUUUGGAACAGCAUGUGGCCCAAAUGACCAUGAAUCCCGAAGUGAAAUUAGCAGAUUUUCCCACCGCUCUGGAUGUCAGCCCAAAGCCAGCAGAAAUCUCUCUACCCAAAGAGGACACUCUACCUGUUGAAGCCUUCCAUCAGCGGUUUCCCCGUUCCUUAUCAGCCCCUAAUGGGAACACACCCGACCCUGAGCCCCGGGACACCUGGCUCUCCGACUUAGCCCGGAGCACGAUGUUCGCAGAUGCUUUGGCGGAGCUCAAGAGCCUCGAACAGGGUCAAGAGGGCAAUCAGCAGGCUCAGAAGGCAGAGACUUAUAUCUUUGGGCUGAUCCAGCGUAAAACCCUACCACCGAGGCCUUCAAAACCUCGCACAAGUUUAGCACCAGAUGCACGCGUGGCAAGACAAAGCAGCUUAUGUCGCAAAGAAGACCAGCAUUCCCCAAAGCAAGUGAUUCCUGAAAUUCCUUCACCACAUCUUGUCCAAGUUCCUGAUAGAAUUCCACCACUGGCUGUCCACAACUCUGAACAGGACCGGUUUCAAGCUUAUAUUGACGAACCGCCACCUCCCUACCAUCACCUUCCACAAAAUGGCCAGCAUCAAUCUUUCCACAAACCCAAACAAGUUCCUAAUCGGUCGAUCUCUUUGGAAUAUCCGUCUUGCAGGGUGAUUCCAAACCAAGCGGACUCAAGCAACAGUGAACACGAUUCGCUCCAGAACUUCCAAGGAGUUCCCAAGCCUCAACAACCUCCGCCACCGGAAGAGCAUCUAGUCAACGCAGAGUACAUCCCAGCUCAGCCAUGUCGCGCCUCGACCAGAGCUUACGCACACCCGCAGCAUCAUCAAAGCUCCGGUAAAGCUUCCAAGCCCAAUCGGAGCACUUAUUCUCCAGAAAGAAGCCACCAUCACCAUCAUCAAGAACAGCAGCCAGCGCAAAGUCAACCCUCGAGGUCUCGGAGCAGCACCAAGAAGUGUGAGAAAAAUGGAGUUCCAGCUCGGAAGCAGGGCAAGAAGGCAAGCCGGUCACAGUCUGAGAACAGCCUGCAGAGGGCGCCAGAGCGGAAGUACAACACAGUGGAGCGCGAUGGAGCGGGGAGUGGAAGCGGAAGCCGAGGGAGCCGGGGCAGCCAGUCCAAAAGCAAGAAGCAGAAUCAACAACACAGCAACGGAAACUGCAGGAGAUGGCAAUCCUCACUGGAGCUCAGCCAGGAUGAGGCCGAUCAACCGCAUGGCCAAUCCCAACCGCCUCCCAACAACCACAGGGACCAGUGCUCAAAACGCACCCGCAAAUCCCGUCCCGUGCAACCGACUUAUGCCUAUCCGAACCAUAACCUCGUCCACCAUCACCACCAUCACAGGCACGUGGGAUACCAGCACCAAGGAGAAUCUGAGUCCAGUACCAGCGAGGCGGACUCCCCGGACUCCAGUUCUAUGUCCAGUGAUUCGGACGAAAGCGGAGGACUGGUGUGGCCCCAACAGCACCCACCGACAGCGGUAACAGCAGCAACGGCAUCGUCAGGAGCACCCGGGGGACCUCUGCAGCAGAAGGCCUUUGUCAAGAUCAAGGCCUCGCACGCACUCAAGAAGAAGAUCCUACGCUUCCGCACUGGCUCGCUCAAAGUGAUGACUACUGUGUGA
Knipowitschia caucasica is the source of this 1932-nucleotide messenger RNA. Lineage: Eukaryota; Metazoa; Chordata; Actinopteri; Gobiiformes; Gobiidae. The record is from the annotation of a GenBank genome assembly.